Cicer arietinum (chickpea) is the source of this 810-nucleotide messenger RNA. RefSeq lists its product as uncharacterized. The record is from RefSeq and is a predicted model, not a curated record. Lineage: Eukaryota; Viridiplantae; Streptophyta; Magnoliopsida; Fabales; Fabaceae.
CAUCAACCGAAAGAGAUAAGAACACUGUGAUACUGUAACGAAUGAAUUUGCAGAAUGACAUCUUUUAUCAUCAACUUACCCGUUCCAUCGCUCUAUAAAUCCCCCAAGUUAAACAAUCCUUCAACGUGCUUUUCCCAACGUGAUUAUCAUUCAUUUUCAAGCAGCGUCAGAAUAAGCAAGGAAUUAAAAAGCUACAGAAAGGGAGCAGUAAUCGUGUGUGUGUUACCACUGGGUGUUGAUCCAUGGGCACCUUCCAUUGAUUCACAGAGUAUCGCUUCUCAGCUAUUUGCGUUUUCUUUGUUUCCUUACAUUGGUUUCUUGUACUUCAUUACCAAAUCCAAAACUUCUCCUAACCUUACCCUCUUCGGUUUCUACUUUUUGCUCGCCUUUGUUGGUGCCACAAUUCCAGCUGGAAUUUAUGCUAAGGUGCACUAUGGAACUUCUUUGUCGAAUGUUGAUUGGUUACAUGGCGGGGCUGAGUCCCUUCUCACUCUCACUAACCUGUUCAUUGUGUUGGGUUUGAGAGAGGGCAUCAGAAAAGCUGAAAAUUCAGAGAAAAGCACGCCCGCUUCUGACUCAGGUUUGAAGGAGGAGAAGAAACCUGGGGUGGAGGUCUGAAAUUUGGACUCAUUAUCACAUCAUCCUCUGAGAUUUUUUGUAAAUAAAUUGGAUGUAAAUCUGGAUUUUGUGUAAUUUAUCAUUAUUUGGAAUGGAAUGUCUAAUUUUUAUGUGUGAUUUUCGGUCUGUUAUCUUCUAUGCUACAUGAAUAAUGACUUUCCCUUCAAUAAUGCUCUAAAAGCUAUCUUUUCA